Messenger RNA from Plasmopara halstedii, 423 nucleotides. RefSeq lists its product as uncharacterized. The transcript has a single exon. The record is from RefSeq and is a predicted model, not a curated record. Bases 1 to 423 code for a protein of 140 amino acids. Lineage: Eukaryota; Oomycota; Peronosporomycetes; Peronosporales; Peronosporaceae.
AUGAACUAUCCGCCGCCGCUAGGUACUUAUCAGCAAGGUUACCCGCCUCCUGGCCAGCCAUAUCCACCUAUUCAAGGUCAUCCACCUCCACACGUAUAUCCGUAUCCAGGUCAGCCAUAUCCGCAAGGAUAUCAACCUCCUGGACAGCCAUAUCUGCAAAGUUACCCACCGCCAGGCCCAGCUCAAUACCCUCAAGGUUAUCCUGUACCUCCUACUGUUUACGCUCCACCACAAUACCAUAGUCAAGCCUACUAUGCUGCUCAAGGACGUCAUCUUUUCGUACAAGCGACGCUCUCACAUGGUGGAUGUGUGGUACCUCAGCCUCAUUACGUUGCUUAUCCAGGUGUUGCGUAUGGUAGUGGUUACUAUAAUAAGAAAGGAAAGUUUAAGCGCUACAAGUUCAAACACAAGCGCUUUUUUUAA